Messenger RNA from Schistosoma curassoni, 3647 nucleotides. Lineage: Eukaryota; Metazoa; Platyhelminthes; Trematoda; Strigeidida; Schistosomatidae. The record is from the annotation of a GenBank genome assembly.
GUACAGGUGUGUCAUCAAGUAACUGUCGUCUAUCCAUGAGGUUCAAUGUAAUUUUGUUAAAAGUGAAACGGUGAAAAUAAUUUUAAAAAACCAUGUCAACCGCAAGUUCACAUCCGUAUAGUAAUCUCAGUUUAACGACCGAUCCCCUUGCUACAUUAAUGAAGCCUGAUAUUAUUUCAAUGUCAAAAAAUAGUCAAGUUAUAAACUGUGGCGGUGGUGAUUUGACAUCAUCAUCUUCUACCACAUCAUUAAAUCGUACAAAUCCCUCCAUAAAUUCAUUGAAUGUUAGUAGUCAUACAUUGGAUAAAGUGAAAGUUGCAAAAGUUACAUUGGAAUAUUACUACGACAAUUUAAUUGUUCAAUAUCGAGAACGUCAAAAUAGGUACAAAAUUUUAGAGUCAAUGAUGGAAAGUGAAGGCUUAACAGAAGAACAAAAACAAAUCAAACGUACACAACAUGCUCUCAAAGAAAGUGAAUUUCUCCGACUUAAACGAGCACGGCUCACAGUUGAUGAUUUUCUACCUCUUAAAAUAAUUGGUAAAGGAGCAUUUGGUGAAGUGGCUCAUGUAAGAGCUGAACGUGAUAUUCUAGUCAAAGCUGAUAAUCCUUGGGUUGUGAAAAUGUUUUAUUCAUUUCAAGAUUCGGUCAAUCUGUAUUUAGUUAUGGAAUUCCUUCCAGGUGGUGAUAUGAUGACACUGUUGAUGAAACGAGAUACAUUGACAGAAUCUCAAACACAAUUUUAUAUAGCAGAAACCGUUCUAGCAAUAGAUUCAAUACAUAAAAUGGGUUUUAUUCAUCGUGAUAUUAAACCUGACAAUUUAUUACUGGAUGCAAAGGGUCAUAUUAAAUUGAGUGAUUUUGGCUUAUGUACAGGUUUGAAAAAAGCUCAUCGAACAGAUUUCUACAAAGAUUUAUCUCAAGCUAAACCAAGUGAUUUUUCCUCUGGUCGUGCAGACUCCAGGAGAAGAGCUGAAGGUUGGAAUAAAAAACGACGAAGAUUAGCUUAUUCUACUGUUGGAACACCGGAUUAUAUUGCACCUGAAGUAUUUCAACAUCAUGGUUAUACAAAUUCGUGUGAUUGGUGGUCACUUGGUGUUAUUAUGUAUGAAAUGCUGAUAGGCUACCCACCGUUUUGUUCAGCUACACCACAAGAAACGUAUAAAAAAAUUAUGAGUUGGAAAGAGGCAUUAUUUUUUCCACCUGAAAUGCCCAUUAGUAAUCAUUCAAGAAACUUAAUACAAUCUUUAUGUUGUGGGGCAGAAACACGUUUAUCAAGUAUUGAAGAUAUACGAAAACAACCAUUUUUUCAUGCAGUUGACUGGGAGCAUAUACGUGAACGACCUGCAGCGAUUCCAGUGAAUAUACGUUCAAUCGAUGAUACUAGUAAUUUCGAUGAAUUCCCCAAUGCUGAUUUAAGUUGGCCUAAUGUUACAGAUCCUAUGAAAAGCUAUCAGAAAAAUUUAGCUUUUAUAAAUUAUACUUAUAAGGCAUUUGAUGGUUGGACAAAUAACGACCGAAUAUUAGAUCGUCAGUUAUAUCAACAACAAAAAUUUCAACGUCAUCAAACUGCCUUAUCAUCUAGAAGUAGUAUACUGUCCGAUUUAACUGGAAUAAAGAAUAAAUCUUCAACAUAAUGAAUUAAUUCUUUAUUGAUUACACAUUAAAUUACCUAUUUCCAGCUCCGUUCCCCUCGUCACACACAUAUAUUUAUAUAUAACUAGUGUUUCGUAUCUUUACAUCUUUGUACCUAUCUCACAUUUGUCACUGUUUUGUUUCUUUUCUUCUGGUUAUUUUUUUGAGAGAUCUUUUCUUAUAAAUAAAACUAUCAAUGUAGUUUUAAAAGGGUUUGGUUAUUAUGUAUAUCACUUGAAAAAUUACCUUUUGUCUUUCCAUGAACUCUUUACUAUAUAAUCAUCAUUCUGUUGUAUUGUGUUUCAUAACAUUGGCUCACUUGUAUUUGUUUCUUUUGUUACUUCUUUUUCUGCUUCACUUAUUCCCUCUGUUUACACGAAUAUUUGUAUUUCUUUUUCUUCUGGAUUGAGUGCUUCUUUAAAAUGGAGGAAAUAUUGUUCUUCAAUAUGUAUAGUGUAAUUGAACUGUUGAGAUGAAAGCUCUUUACAUUUUGCUGUUGAUUAUUGUUCCAUUCGAUUCUGUUUGUUAUUCGCAUGUAUUCUGAAUUGUCUUUUAGAGUACUAAUGAUUGUUAAUUUGUAACCAUUUCAGUGUAUACCACAUUCCCACGUUUCUCCUAAAUUGCAUUCCUUGGACAAUAACAUAUAACGUUCCAUAUUUGUUCAAGUUAUAGUUUUUUAUUCUGCCAUAUAAAAUGUGCCUUGUUUCAUCUUUUUCUUUCUUUUUUAGGUUGCUACUCUCACGUCACUGCUUUCUUUAUAUUCACUUCAUUCUUGUAGAUUUUCUCUGUUUCUAUCUAAUCUGUUUUGUUCUGCUCAAUUCUAAUCUGUUUCGUUUACUGUUCAGCUUUUUUGCUUUAAUGAACUGCAUUAUCGUACUGUAAUUUUAAUUCAGACUUAGUUAUUUCAAGACUAAGUUGACUAAUGUCUGUUUAUAUGUUUAUCUGAUGUUCAGUCCAUCUAUUGUUUGUAAUUACCUACUAGUUUACUAUUUCUACAAAGAGAUUAUUAUCAUUCAUUUAAACCAAAAAGUAUAUAUUUUUGUCUACUAAUAUAAUUAAUAAUAAUACUUCUACAACUUUUACCAUUGAAGUGAACAAAUUAAUUUAUCUUUACACUUUUUGAUAGUUCCAUUGUUUUCUUCGAGUUAAUAAUCACACCAGUCAAACAAGACGACUUUUUUUCUCUCUCUCUCUCUCUAAACUUCUAUUUCAUUCAUGUUCUAUAAAUAAUGCUGAGAAACAGAGAUUUUCGUUUUAUUUACAUACAAAAUCAGAUUCGAAAUCUGUGCGCAUCGAUGGUAUUUUUAUUGAAGUAUACAACCGGUUUUAGUUGUGUUGAUGAUGAUCCAUUUAUUGUAAAAGAAUAAAAGCUUGAAUGGUAAAACCAUAGAAAAAAAUCAUAGAAAUCAUUUUGACUACUAUCUAAUUUUCGGUUAAUAAUUAUUCAACCAAAUCUCUCAGAAUAAUAGAUAUAUCUGUCCAAUUGAUAUUUCAGUCAUUCACACACAAUAAGGAUGAUGAUAACGUGGUCACUUUUUUGUUGAUUAUGACGAAUCUUGGAACAAACUACUACGUUGUCUCCGAUAGAGUUUCUUCUUAUUCUUCUUUCUGCUUAUUUUUGUUUAUUCACAAAGAAGUGAUAUUGUUUUGUUCCUCUAAUCUAUCUUCUCGGUCUUCUCUGUCAAUUUACUUGAAAUCUGUGUUAUUAUUGAUUCUCCUUACUAUUAUUAUCAUUAUUAUUCCAUCUUACUAUAGACAUUACUAUUUAUCAUCAUUUUUAGUGUUCUGUGUACAAUAGAUGAUGAAUAAAAGAAUUGUAACUCGUGUAAUAAUGAUGAUAUUUUUACAUCCAUUAUUUUUCAUAUCAGGAUGAAAUUUAAUAGAAGAACAUAUUUUAUUUUCAUCUGUUUAGUGAAUCUAAAUCAUUAUAUAUUAUGAUCAAUUGUACGAGCAUAUUUUUCUCCGUACUUAGACCAAUAAUCGAUAAAAUGCUACUAGCAGAAAUUACUACUGUC